UCCUGGCCAGGCUUACUGCUGAUGAGUUCACGGGCGAAAUGAGUUGAUCGCACGCUACAUCAAACUCCGCACAGGCAAGACGCGGACCAGGAAGCAGGUGUCCAGUCACAUCCAGGUUCUGGCCCGGCGGAAGGCCAGAGAGAUCCAGGUGAAGCUGAAGGUACGCUACGACCAGGCUGCCAAAGACAAGGCCCUGCAGAGUAUGGCCACCAUGUCCUCAGCCCAGAUCAUCUCACCCACAGCCUUCCAGAAUAAGAUGACUCUACAGGGCCUCUCCAGGCCGGCUUAUCCCUCUGCUGGUGGGUUUUGGCACGGAGCUCUCCCAGGACAGCCAGGAGGCCAUGAAGACAUUAAGCCCUUCUCCCAGCAGACUUACGCCAUGCAAGCGUCCGGCCCGGCCCCCAUAACAGGGUAUGAGAGCACGGCGGGGCUGUCCAUGUCUCCUGGUGCCCCCCCUUGGCAGGGUAGAAGCAUUGCCAGCACCAAGCUCCGAAUGCUGGAGUUCUCCGCCUUUCUGGAGCAACCUCAGGACCCAGAGACUUUCAACAAGCACCUGUUUGUGCACAUUGGCCAGUCCAACCCGAGCUACAGCGACCCGUAUCUGGAGUCGGUGGACAUCAGGCAGAUCUACGACAAGUUCCCGGAGAAGAAAGGAGGCCUGAAGGAGCUGUUCGACAAAGGGCCGCACGCCGCUUUCUUUCUCGUCAAGUUCUGGGCCGACCUCAGUUUAAACCUGCAGGACGACAGCAACUUCUUCUACGGGGUUUCCAGCCAGUACGAGAGCUCCGAGAACAUGAUCAUCACCUCGUCCACUAAAGUCUGCUCCUUUGGAAAGCAGGUGGUGGAGAAGGUGGAGACCGAGUACGCACGCUUUGAGAACGGGCGCUACGUGUUCCGGAUCCACCGCUCGCCCCUCUGCGAAUACAUGAUCAACUUCAUUCACAAGCUUAAACACCUGCCGGAGAAGUACAUGAUGAACAGUGUGCUGGAGAACUUCACCAUUCUACAGGUGGUGACUAACAGGGACACGCUGGAGACGCUGCUGUGCGUGGCCUACGUCUUCGAGGUGUCCACCAGCGAGCACGGCGCGCAGCAUCACAUUUACCGGCUUGUCAAAGACUGACAGAGUCUCAACGGCCGGGACUUUACCUGCUCUAGACCCACGGUAGCACCCGAGCGAGCAACAGCACUAACCAAUGGACUAUUUCCUCCGUGAGCUUAAAGCUGAACCCGUACGACUCGGUGAGGAGCACCAAGAACACUACUACUGCUGAGGGAGAGGUGGAUUCAGGACCGCGGACGCUGAAACAGACUGAGGACCAUGAUGCACUGUGGCCUCUAUACUGUACCAAAGGAGCCAAACCCAGCCAACAAGACCUGCAUGAGAGAUUAGUCACCGGCGUCUUCAUCUCAUUUGACUAGUGCUUGUUUUUAUUUAGAUUCUUUUACACAUGUGCAUGGUUGCUACGGCGGCGUCUGGCUACCUCAGGGCGCCACCUUGUGACUUACAUAUGAAUUACAAUGGGGCAAAAGUAAUUUAAAGUAGAUUGAGAAUUUCUCCUUUGCACAUCCAUAAGUACCAUUUGUUUUUGGUGUCAGUCCUUCGUGUUAUUUGAGCACUUGAGUAAUCAUGUACGGUGCCACAUCCAUCUCCUCUGAGCCAGGUCAUGAAAACAAGAGGCUAACGAGAUUUUAAAGAGUUAUUGUAUCAUUUUGUUUGAUGUUUAAUGUUAUUUGUUUCUAGUAUUGUCUUACUGUUAUUGAUUGAAAUGAUCUGAUGACAACAAAAGGCACAUAACAACACUGCUAACUUGAACCAGAUUUGAAUCUGUGGGUUGAUUACGGAAAGUGUCUGUAACUGUUACUUGGCCUGAAGUAUCAGAUGGAAAUAUAAGUGUUUCUUACA
This is a messenger RNA of Betta splendens (Siamese fighting fish), 1906 nucleotides long. Its product is annotated as transcriptional enhancer factor TEF-3-like. The record is from RefSeq and is a predicted model, not a curated record. Gene Ontology annotation, molecular function: RNA polymerase II cis-regulatory region sequence-specific DNA binding; DNA-binding transcription factor activity, RNA polymerase II-specific. NCBI's taxonomy places the organism in Eukaryota, Metazoa, Chordata, Actinopteri, Anabantiformes, Osphronemidae. The transcript is spliced from 11 exons. Gene Ontology annotation, biological process: regulation of transcription by RNA polymerase II; embryonic organ development; hippo signaling. Bases 203 to 1123 code for a protein of 306 amino acids. Gene Ontology annotation, cellular component: transcription regulator complex.